AAUACUCUUGAAAUGUGGCUGUAGGAUCGGUCUGACACAAAUCUGACAGUCCCCGAAUACGACAAUCUGAUCCAGUCAACUAUGUCAGUCUUACCAAAAGCUCAUGGCGUUAUUUAUCGAUAGGGGAUAUGGUUAUGCGGUAUGCCACCAUGAUAGCCAAAACGGCCUAUAAAAGGAAGCGUUUCUUCUUCAUCUGUUAGCAUUGUAGGCGACAGUCUCCAUCUGGUCAUUGAUUACUUAGCUCUUACGAUUUGACCGCCAACCAUGGGUUUAAAGAACGUUGUGCGAGCCACUGUUUUCGCCACGAAGCGAGCCGACCUCAGUCAGGAGGAAUUUUCUCGCCGAUUUGCCAGUCAUGGCCAAUUGGUCUCAAAAGUGUUGCUAAAGCACAACGCCAUAUCAUACCAUCAACAACAUCGCCUGGCCAAAUACGAAGACGAUUUUAAAACCACUUUAGGCGCCGAAGUCAGCGCCUUCUUCGACUUUCUCGACGCCGAUGGGUUGGUCACAACGGUAUUCCCGACCAUUGCCGAUCUCGUGGGCUUCUUCGGCGAUCCGGCUCAUGAGGAAUACCUGAACAAAGAUAUAGCCGAGUUUGCCACCCUGGGUACUGUGCGUAUUAACAUCGGCGAUGAGAAUACUGUCAUUGAAAACGGAAUCUUGGUGUCAUAAUGCUUCGAAUU
Molecule: messenger RNA, 683 nt
Organism: Talaromyces proteolyticus
Lineage: Eukaryota; Fungi; Ascomycota; Eurotiomycetes; Eurotiales; Trichocomaceae
Exons: 2
Coding region: 265-672 (135 amino acids)
Molecular function (GO): oxidoreductase activity
Source: RefSeq, a predicted model, not a curated record